Molecule: messenger RNA, 2238 nt
Organism: Dentiscutata erythropus
Lineage: Eukaryota; Fungi; Glomeromycota; Glomeromycetes; Diversisporales; Gigasporaceae
Source: the annotation of a GenBank genome assembly
AUGAUUGACAUCAUUAAUUUUAUUGAAAAAAUAAUAUCAAUUGGUCAACAGGUCAAUACCUAUUUCGAGAAUGAUAGAGAAGCCUUUGAAAGACUCAAUAAGUUGAAAGAUAUUCUAGAACAGCUUAAGAAACUUUUAGAAACCAUUAAUGAUAAAGUUGACAAAGUCUAUAUAGUUGGCAUCAAGGAUACCGUUGAACGAGCCAAAAAAAUCUAUGAUAAGUGCUUAAAAGAUUAUAAAACAAAUGAAGAUCAAAGCAAAUUUAAAAUCAUAAAGCAGGGCAUAAGAAUACUUAAAUCAUCCUCUACCUUGGCUAACAUCCAAAAAACCAUUGAAGAGAUCCAGUCUAGGCUUGAUUUACUCGAUAAGAUUUUUAACAUCAUACAGAAUGCUCAAACUUCAACAGCACCAACGAUUAAAUCACCUACCAUUUCAACCUCGACAUCUACUAGCACUCUAGGAUCAGAACUGAGGGAAGCUCUCGCCAUUACUAUUGAAGGAUUUGUGAAAAGACUCCAGAAUGACUGUCAGGUACUUCAGGAAAAGCUUAAUCGCUAUACCCUUUCCGUUGACUCUUCUUUUCUUAAUGGCCUAGGAAGAGACAAUCCGGAAGCAAUUGCAUUCUGGAAAGAUCGUUUUUUCAGACCUGAAGAACUCAGUAUAUCAUCUGUUGUCCCGUAUGAGAAUGUUUACGUUUCCUGGGCUCGGUUUGUCCAUGAAAUUGAAACAACCUUUGAAAUAGAAGAUAUCCCAACUGCUGCCAUGAUUUCCAAGGUUUCCAAAGCUUCCAAUGUAAGCAAUAAAAAGGGUAGCGAAAAAUUUAGUAUUUCAUACAGAACAAUUUAUUUGAAGGAUAUUAGACCACUUUGGCUUCCGGCCCUACGCGAAGCAUUGGAUCCGUUGCACAGAGGUUACAUUAAACCACACGACUAUUUGUCUUUCCUUGGUAAAAAAGUAUUGUCCAAAAAGUUAAAACAGGUCGUUCUCGAUAGUUGUGGGUAUGGAACGUUUAUAGAGUGCCAGAGAAAACCAAGUGAUAUCACGCUUCCGAGUGAAUUAGAGAGUCCUCGUGAUCAUGUUGGCUGGAUGUCUGCUUGCCAAAUCGUUUCAGUACCUUCAUUGAAUGAACUUGGAAUAUUCAUACAAGAUGGAUGCCAGUCGAAUAUAGGUAACCUUAUUGAAAACUUUACAGAAUAUCCUAACAUAUGGGUAUACGUUCGCUAUCUUCAAACUGGCCAAAUUGAGAGAAAGCACAUAAAAGAUAUACGAAUGCUCGGUGGACUCCGUAUUGGAGCUUCGAUAUCUAUUCGUAGCACAUUAAGAGAUGGCACAAAUGCUUGGAGUGGUAACCUUUCGGUCAUUGAGCUCAAAGCUUAUGCUGGUGGACGCUAUACUGUAACAGCUAUAAAGGCCGGGGAAGAGAAUAGUAAUAUUGUAUUUAUGACAAUACCGCCAGUUGGCUUUGAUGAUUUUGUGAUACAGACCGGUCAACACGAAGAUUUAAAAGACUUACAGGAAUUUGAAUAUAGUCUUCUAGGGCCUUCAACAGUAUUUACGCAAAAACCUAAACUUGGAGAGAAAAUUCAGAUUUAUGUAGAUGGGUUAUGGCAUGAUGUCAAAGUUACCAAAGUCUGCGAUAAAGAUGUGGAAUAUGUGAAUUGGUCUUCGGAAGACGUCAUUCCUGCGGAAGAUACCGAAAAUGUUGAAGAUUCAGAGGAUAUACUUGGUUUCACGGAGGAUGCUCUAAUAGGAUUAGAAAAAGGUGAAAAAAGAACCUGGUGCCCGUGGGAAGAAGAAAUAAACACAUGGGACAUUAGACCUUAUCGUUGUCUCCAUAUUGGUGAUCUUGUUGAAGCACCUGUGGUAUAUCCAGAUUAUAAUUAUUGUUAUCAUAGUCUUGAGAAGUCGCAAUUAUAUCUUCUGGCCCGUAUUAUUGAAGUUGAAGAAGAUCGAUAUCUAGUUGAGUUCAGUCCUGCCGUCAUUGCUUACAAAUGGUGGCCUGGCCGUUCUUCAAAUCCAGACAAGUUUCCGCAUCAACGAGGGGAUAAGGAAACUAUCGAAAACCGGUUUAAGGGUACAAAAGUCUGGGUGAGCAUGGAUCGAGUUCGUCCUUACCUUGGAGCUGACCCGCACCCUGUUUUGGGUAUAUCAUCGAUGAGACCGCAUAGUUGGUCAGCAUUUCAAGGAGUUCAGUUCACGGACCUACAACAAUUUAGCGAAGAUUUCUUGUGGAAGUAA